UUCUCAUAUUUGUUUCUGUUUGCAUCAUAAAAACUCUAAACUCAUAAAAAUCGGUUCUCUUUGUUUUCAGGUUGAAACCUUGGUUCCACCAUUCAACCAAUUCGUGGGUUAUCCCCCCUGUGCCUACAACAUUUUGGUAUCAGAGCUCAAGCUCCUGACUAAGGUGAUAUCUAUCCUUGCAUCAUAUUUCAUUUGCUUGCAUUUGUUUUGUUUUUAUGUAAAACCGAAAACCCAUAAAAACAGUCUUUUGCUUCAAGUUUUUGUUUCUGCAUAUUUUGUUCUUGUUGUUCUUAUAAACCACGAAAAAGAAAAAGAAAUAUGUGUUUGAUUCAUAUUACUUGCACUUAGUUUCGAAAUUCUUGUUAGUUUCCUUUUUGUUUUGUUUCCAUAAUCAAAAAUCCCAUAAAAAUUGUCAUUUUGAAUUUGUUUCCUCUGUUUGCAUAUCCUUAAAAAAAAAAAAUCAUACUAGUUAUUGUUUCAUGCCAUAUUAGUUGGUCCAUUUCGUGAUUCCAUCAGAAAACCAAAAGAAAAAAAAAUAUUUAUUGCAUAAUUACUUCAUUUCGGUUUAUACUUGCAUUUUUUCGGUUUAGUUUAAAUUAGUUUUCCAUUGUUCAUUGCUCUUAUGCUUGACCAAAACUUCCCAUAAUUCAAUUGAUCUUUGAGAUUGAUUUCAGGGAGCAAUGGUAGGAGAAGCACACGGCCAAACCCUAGAGGCCACACUGAGCCAACAACUAAUGGCUAUACAAGAGCUCAAUGAUAAGAUUGCUCAGUUGGGAAAAAGGAAUAAGCCACAAGGCCGACGACCACAACAUGGAGAAAGAAGAUUUGGAGAUGCACCAGAGGCUGGCUAUGUUGAGCCUAAGCCACCAGAUCUUUCAUGGAUCACCUCACACCAUACUUCUUCAACUUAUAAAUACUUAACUCAUUCUUAUCUUUAUUUUAAAUCAGUUAAUGAAGUUAAGAUUUAUUCCUUUUCAGGUAGUAGUUGGCCAGAUGAUUAUUUAUCAUGGGAAAGAACCAUGGAUGAUUGGUUUUCAUACCAAGGCGUGCCAAAGAAGGAGAGGCUAGCUCAUGCCAUCAAGCAACUUUCCAGAAAAGCUUACUCAUGGUGGAAAAGAGUAGAUAAGACACAUGGUAAAAGUCCAGAAGAGGUUGUCACCAACUGGAAGGAUCUUAAAGAUGUUAUGAUCAGGAAGUAUGUGACUACACUUCCCACACAAGAAACCAGAAGAAAAUACCCAAGGAGAUUUUCAAAUGGUGUGUCCAAAGAGGCAAAGAAAGUUGUGCCACAACAAGGCCAUAGAAGCUUGAUCUAUCAAGACCAGAUUCGGCCAAGCCAGAUUCCCACGGUUUUGUAUGAUAAAUACCAACCUUAUGAGGUCCCAAAGUCCAUGGAGAAGAACCUUUUCAGCCCAGACACAUUGGCUAGAUACAAAGAAAAAUCAGACAAACCAAUUCUUCAAGGAAAGGCCAAGGUAAGUCCUAUACUUGAUAAAUUUGUUUAUAAAUCAUCUCCCACUGGUAUGAGUCACUUGUCUUUGUCCAAGAAUGUUAAGACAGGUCCUGAGGUCCAGAAAGACACGAACUCAACAUCCUUGUUGGAAUCAAAAGCUGUCCAUGACUUAAGGAAUAAAGAGAUGCCAAGCCCAAAGAAAGAAGAGACAACAAGCCAAUGUAAGUCUUCUAACUCUGAAAAUUUAAAAGAUCAGACAUGUUAUAGAUGUCAUAAAAGAGGACACUUUGCUGUAGUUUGUCCAAGUAAACAAGUAUUGACUGAGACAUCACUAGAAAAGAAAACAGAUUUAUCUAUAAAGAGUGAUAGUUUUAUUCAAUCUAAUUUAUUAGCUCAAAAUUCUUGUAUGAUGCACUUGUCUUUGUCAAAGGGUGAUGUAACAGGAACUAAGGAGCAUGAAUUCAAAGGAGAGGAGCCACCAGGCGCCACACCUGUGAUGGACCAGAAGAUGGUUCAAGACACAAUGCAGUCAAUGUUGCUUAAAGAAGCAAAACCAGUAAAUGAAGUAUCAUACCAAGGUAAGUGUCUAACACCACCUAGAGAUACUAGUACUGACGUGUGUGUUCUUGAUGUAGGGAGUAAAAAUGAAAGCUAUCUGCUUACUGAAGUUCCACAGAAGGAACCAGACCAUAAGCUCAGUCAUGAACCACCUCAAAAGUGGAAACCAAAAUCUAAACAAUGGAUUGUUCAAAUUCCAAAACCUAUGGUAAGAUUCAUUUUAGAUCAGCAUGUUUUUAAUAUUUCCAUGAUAGAUAUAAUGCAAUUGCUUUUUGUCCAGAGUGUUGAGACUAUUUCAGGUUGCCAAGAAGAAAGCUUUAAAGAUAUCCCACCGGAUAAUCUUAUGUUGCUAGGAGAAUCAACUCCAAGGAAGAACAGAAAUGUGGCCACCAAAACUUUGAAGGACCAUCAAUUCCAGAAGAGAUGUAAUGGCCAUAACCUUAGCAGAGGCGUGAUCCUUUCAAAUCUUUUCAAAGAAGAGCCACCAGAUGCACCAUGCAUCACCAAACCGAAAUUAUACCAAGGUAAGGUUCUAAACUCUCAAAAGAGAAUGAAACCUGACUUGCUCUAUCGUGAUGCAGGUUAUAUAGUUUCGAGGUCGAAACAUUGUCAAGAGGGAGGGGAUGAUGUGGUCAUCAGAUCAGCAACUGAACCGGAGGUCAACCCAAAUCCCUACUCAACCAGCCAAGGCGCAAACCAGGACAUACGUGCACUAAAUAUGCCAUAUCUUACAAACCAGGAGGGUUUAAAUCACGAGGAUAAUUUUUAUGGAUUCUACACUCAAGAACGAGUCCAGGCAAAUUGGAAUUGGGCCAAAAUAUUCACGGCGCAAGAAGUUAUGAAUUUUACAACUCAGAGGUUUCUCAGCCCGUCCAUCUGCGAGUAUCCGACUUUAGAAGGAGAUUUAAGCUCAAGUAAGGAACCGACUGAAGCAAAGCCCGUCAUCACAUUCAAGAGCAUUCUUUCAGAUUUCCAGAAAGCCAAAGAUCAGGAGAAAUGGACACGGAAAUCAGAAGAUAUGUUCAAUUUGCAAGAACCGGUCAAACCAAUGCUACACUCGCCUCAAUUGGAAGCUAACCGGUUCAAUCAGCUUCAAACCAGAAAUUGGCGACCAGGAGAUCAUUUCAACCAAUCAGGAGGUAUUCCAGAAGUCCUUAGCUGCACCAGAACCCAGGAGAUCAGUCGGUUCAAUGGAGAAUCACUUUAAUCAAACCGGAGCUAUUUAUGGAAAAAUUGGACAAUCUUUCGAUUUGAUCCAUUCCAAGCAACUCCAAUCCAACCAGGAGAACCAGACGACAUCCAGGAGACAUUAUACACGAGCCAGAAGAGUUCUAC
Brassica rapa (field mustard) is the source of this 3346-nucleotide messenger RNA. RefSeq lists its product as uncharacterized. NCBI's taxonomy places the organism in Eukaryota, Viridiplantae, Streptophyta, Magnoliopsida, Brassicales, Brassicaceae. The record is from RefSeq and is a predicted model, not a curated record. Gene Ontology annotation, molecular function: nucleic acid binding; zinc ion binding.